This is a messenger RNA of Lingula anatina, 1073 nucleotides long. RefSeq names its product alpha-aminoadipic semialdehyde dehydrogenase. The record is from RefSeq and is a predicted model, not a curated record. Gene Ontology annotation, molecular function: aldehyde dehydrogenase (NAD+) activity. Lineage: Eukaryota; Metazoa; Brachiopoda; Lingulata; Lingulida; Lingulidae.
CACAGUUGAUAAUUGUAUAAAAAUGGUUAUCUCCACUACAGGGCCAGGACACUUGCUUCUGGAGCAGUGGAAUCCUCUGGGGGUGGUUGGGGUGAUAACCGCUUUUAACUUCCCAGUGGCAGUAUUUGGAUGGAACUCCUCCAUAGCUUUGACCUGUGGGAAUGUGGCUCUCUGGAAGGGAGCGCCCUCUACCCCACUCACCAGCAUUGCUGUUACCAGGGUGAUGACCUCUGUCCUUGAAGCUAACAACAUGCCCCCUGCAGUGGUAUCUCUGGUGUGUGGGGGUGCUGAUAUUGGAACACUGAUGGCUAAAGAUGAAAGGAUCCCUCUUGUCUCCUUCACUGGGUCUACACCAGUUGGACACAUUGUUGCACAGAUGGUGACAGAGAGGUUUGGGAAAAAGAUUCUGGAAUUGGGAGGCAACAAUGCUAUUAUAGUAAACGAGGAUGCAGAUGUUGACAUGGUCGUAAGAGCCUCUUUGUUUGCCUGUGUGGGGACAGCUGGGCAGAGGUGUACCACAACUAGGAGACUGAUUGUCCAUGAGAAAUUGUAUGAUGCAGUUUUAUCUGGACUGAAGAAAGCGUACGGGCAGGUCAAAAUGGGCGAUCCACUAGAACCUGGCACACUACUGGGACCAAUGCAUUCUAAACAAGGAGUGGAAUUAUAUCUGAAAGCAGUAGCAGAUGUCCAAGCACAGGGUGGAAAGAUAGAAGUUGGAGGCAAGGCAGUGGAUCGACCAGGAAACUUUGUUGAGCCCACCAUCGUGACUGGUUUACCCCAUGACGCGGAAAUUGUACAUAGAGAGACAUUUGCUCCCAUUGUCUACAUUAUGAAGUGCAAGAGUUUAGAAGAAGGUAUCAAAUGGAACAAUGAGGUAAAGCAGGGGUUAUCCAGUAGUCUCUUCACCAGGGAUAUCAGUAAUGUUUUCAAAUGGAUUGGGUAAGUAUAACCGUGACCUUUAAAAUUUAUUCCUGAAAUUUUAUAGAAAUAAGGAGUAUUUGUUAGAAAAAGGGACUUUUGCUGGUGUUUGUUCAAAUGUUAGUUUAUCAGAGGCAGUUGAAUAUUGAAUAAUU